AUGUCACGAACACCAGGCGAACAUUCGAACUCAGUUCCUGACCUUACUUCGGAGAAUAUUACUCGUCGCAAGCGUGGCUAUAACGACGACCUUACAGAAGCUUUGGACCAAUUCAGCUACAAAAUGAUUGAGAAAUGGAACGAAUUGAAAUUGGAAUUCACUCAAGAAAUAUCUGAGAUAAAGGAUUCUUUAAAAAAUCUUAACGAGACCACCAAUGAAUUAAAAUCCGAGAUAAACCAUAUUAGAGAAGAAUAUACAAGAAUGCAAAAAACUGUACAAAACUUAGAUAUACAGCAGAAUGAUACACAAAAAGAGGUAAUGUCGCUACAAAAAUCUAUGCAAUAUCAUAGCGACGAACAAGACGACCUCAAGAAAAAAACAGAAUUACACGCUAAGAAUAUACAAAUCAUUAGCACACAAUUGGAAGAUGUAAGAUGUCAAAACAAUAAAUUGAAGUCUGAGCUGAACGAAAGAGAGCAGCGAGAUAGAUUGCUGAACAUAGAAAUUGUUGGAGUACCCGAACUUAAAGACGAAGACCUAAGUGGAAUCAUUUUGCAACUGGGAAAACGUACAUCUUUAGAUAUAAAAAUUGAGGAUAUUGUACGGGUUAACAGAGUUACACCUAUCUCGAAGCAAGAUGGAAGACCGAAACAUAUAGUCGCGAAAUUGAGUACUCGUCAACUAAAAGACAAUCUAAUCUCGCAGACUCGAAAAUGCCGCGUAACAACAUCAGAUUUAAAUAUACCAGGCAAAGUCAGCCCGGUGUUUGUGAACGAACAUCUGACAGUUUCUAACAAAAGUCUCCUAAAGAAAACUAAAGAAGCUGCCAAAUUGAAGGAAUAUCAAUACACUUGGAUAAAAAACUGCAGAAUUUUCGUAAGGAAGGCUGCUACAUUGCCUGCGAUCCCAAUCAAGGAAGAAGAGGAUUUAAGAAAAAUUGUAUAG
Molecule: messenger RNA, 945 nt
Organism: Spodoptera frugiperda (fall armyworm)
Lineage: Eukaryota; Metazoa; Arthropoda; Insecta; Lepidoptera; Noctuidae
Exons: 1
Coding region: 1-945 (314 amino acids)
Source: RefSeq, a predicted model, not a curated record